Messenger RNA from Eruca vesicaria subsp. sativa (arugula), 1539 nucleotides. The record is from the annotation of a GenBank genome assembly. Lineage: Eukaryota; Viridiplantae; Streptophyta; Magnoliopsida; Brassicales; Brassicaceae.
AUGGCAACAAACAUCAUCGACUUUCAGAACUGCUUUAUCCUUCUCUUCCUCUGCUUCUUCUCACUACUCUGUUACACUCUCUUCUUCAGGAAACCAAAGGACUUUACUCUGCCUCCGAGUCCUCCUUCUCUACCCAUCAUUGGUCAUCUUCAUCUUCUUCUCUCUGUUCUAAUCCACAGAUCUUUACAGAAACUCUCCUCUAAGUAUGGUUCUAUUCUCUAUCUCCGCAUCUUCAGCUCCCCCAUAGUCCUCGUCUCCUCAGCCUCAGUUGCUUACGAGAUCUUCAGGGCACACGACGUUAACAUUUCCUCUCGUGGAUUCCCUCCGUCCGAAGAUUCCCUUUUCGCUGGAUCUUCCAGCUUCAUCUCUGCUCCCUAUGGAGAUUACUUUAAGUUCAUGAAGAAGGUUCUUGUCACCAACCUGUUAGGAACUCAGGCUCUCAAGCGGUCACGAAGAGUCCGUGCUGAUGAGCUAGAUCGGUUUUACAAUAAAUUGUACGAGAACGCAGGGAAGAAGGAGACCGUGGAGAUCUUUGAGGAAGCGUUGAAGCUCACUAACAACAGCAUCUGCAAGUUAAUCAUGGGGAGGUGUUGUCCAGAGGAGGAAGGUGUGGUGGAAAGACUCAAGGAAUUAGCUACUGAGUUAGAUUUUUUGUCGAAGAAGAUUUUGUUUGCAAACCUAUUGCCCUCAUGGUUAAAGAAGCUUGUUCUCUCACUGUUCAAAAAGGAAGUGAAGGUUCUUUCAAACAGCUUCAAUGAGCUGCUCGAAAAGAUUCUUGUGGAACACGAAGAGAAGCAGGGAGAGCAACAUCAAGAUAAGGACUUGAUAGACAUGUUGUUGGCAGCUUAUGGAGACGAAAAUGCAGAGUAUAAGAUCACUCGGAACCAUAUCAAGUCUUUUUAUGUGGAUCUUUUAUUUGCAGGCAUUACCAACUCGGCGCUACCGAUACAGUGGAUAUUGGCAGAGAUCAUCAACAGCCCCAAGACACUCGAGAGAUUAAGAAGGGAACUCGACUCCAUGGUUGGGACAACAAGAUUGAUUCAAGAAACAGAUUUACCAAACCUCCCUUAUUUGCAAGCAGUGGUCAAGGAAGGGCUAAGACUGCACCCGCCGGAGCCUAUCUUCGAGAGAUUCUUCCAAGAAGGGUGUAAGGUAGGAGGGUUCUAUGUACCAGAGAAAACAACCCUAAUGGUUAAUGCUUAUGCAGUGAUGAGAGAUCCAAAGUACUGGGCAGAUCCUGAUGAGUUUAAGCCAGAGAGGUUUCUAGAUACAUGGCAAGAGGAGGAGAGAAAAGAGCAAGCACUUAAGUACAUUCCUUUCGGAAGUGGAAGAAGAGGCUGUCCUGGAGAAAAUCUAGCUCAUAUCCUUAUAGGAACUGCAAUUGGAGUGAUGAUUCAGGGAUUUGAAUGGAGGUUCAAAGAAGACAAAGUUAACAUGGAAGAGGCUGUUGCAGGACUGAGCUUGACUAUGGCUCAUCCUCUUAUGUGCACUCCUGUUGCUCGAACUCUAAACCCUCUAACGAGUGGUGGUAGCUUCUAG